Messenger RNA from Ochotona princeps (American pika), 2646 nucleotides. RefSeq names its product dopachrome tautomerase (gene DCT). Gene Ontology annotation, biological process: developmental pigmentation; ventricular zone neuroblast division; melanin biosynthetic process from tyrosine. The coding region runs from base 930 to 2483 and encodes 517 amino acids. Gene Ontology annotation, cellular component: melanosome. The record is from RefSeq and is a predicted model, not a curated record. Lineage: Eukaryota; Metazoa; Chordata; Mammalia; Lagomorpha; Ochotonidae. The transcript has 9 exons. Gene Ontology annotation, molecular function: oxidoreductase activity; dopachrome isomerase activity.
CAUUCCCUCCCGCCCCUAACGCCACUUCCGUCUUUGGGAGCGCUCCAAAAUUGAAGAAAAGGCGGUAUCUUGCUGCGCGGCGAUUGGCUGCUACACGGUUCCCCAAAAUGCUCGUGACCUCGUGCGUGGCCCUCACGUUGCGUGACCUCCUGGAGUGGUCCUUCUCUUGCGUCAGCGCGCAGUCAGGAGUGUCAUGCCGUUUCCAAUGUGUGCUCCUCUGUGAGGGCCUUUGACGAAGACUCACUGCAUCCAUUGACUCCGCGGGAAAUCUGAGGUCACAAGUUUGGCUGAUGCACAUGAGCCCAACAAAGAAGAUGGUUUUGCCCUCCUGAAACAAAGCCAGAGACUUGAUCCCUUCAUUGUGCACUUUGGACCAUGUGCUAACGAUGAGGAUUUUUCUAAUACUAAUCCCUCUAAUGACAGCUUCUCCCAGCCCUUACACAAACCCCACAAGGCCUCGUGGCUUGGCAAGCCAGAGAGAAUAAAGGCAGCACGGCAUUUGGCUUUUGAACUGAGUUCAAGGCAAUUAAAGUCAAGGGAUAAGGAGGGAAGGAGGGAGGCAUAGAAAUGCCAGCAUAAUAAGCAGUAUGACUGGAGCACUCUGCAAAUUAACUCAAUUAGACAAAGCUUGAUUUAACGGGGAAGAUGGUGAGAAGCACUGCCCUCAUUAAAUUUGCCUGUUAGAGGUGCUCCUAAUGAAAUUAAAUUUGUGUUAGUUGUUUGAGCCACGUAAAAUAGUGUCUGCAUGUGCCUGUACACAUGUGCACAUGUGAAGGUAGGUGAUUUUUUUUUAGGAGAGGGAUAGAAUGAAAAAAUACAUUUAGUGUAAAAAGACAGUAGAUUCUCAGGAACUCAAGAGUGGAAGACUAGGAGAUAGACGAGCUGUUAAGAAGAGACUGCAAAGGGAGAGUUCUUGCAACCACCCAGCCAUGAGUCUCGUCCAGUUGUGGAUUCUGUUCACUUGCCUGACCUGUGGAAUCCUGCCUGGAGCCUGGGCUCAAUUCCCCCGGGUCUGCAUGACCCUGGAGAGCCUGGUGAACAAGGUGUGCUGCCCGCCCCUGGGUGCUGAGCCCUCCAACAUCUGUGGAUCGCAGGAGGGCCGGGGGCAGUGCACAGAGGUGCAAACUGACACCAGGCCCUGGAGUGGUCCUUAUAUCCUACGAAACCAGGAUGACCGUGAGCAGUGGCCAAGAAAAUUCUUCAACCGAACCUGCAAGUGCACAGGAAACUUUGCUGGCUACCAUUGUGGAGACUGCAGGUUUGGCUGGACCGGCCCCAAUUGUAAUCAGAAGAAACAGGCAGUUGUUCGGCGGAACAUCCAUUCCCUGUCUGAUCGGGAGAGAGCGCAGUUCCUGGACGCCUUAGACCUGGCCAAGAAGAGCCCGCACCCCGACUACGUGAUUGCCACUCAGCACUGGCUGGGCCUCCUUGGGCCCAAUGGCACCCAGCCUCAGAUCGCCAACUGCAGCAUUUACGACUUUUUUGUGUGGCUGCAUUAUUAUUCUGUUAGAGACACAUUAUUAGGACCAGGGCGUCCUUACAAGGCUAUAGACUUUUCCCACCAAGGGCCUGCCUUUGUUACUUGGCACCGGUACCACUUGAUGUGGCUGGAAAGAGAUCUCCAGCGCCUCACAGGCAAUGACUCCUUCGCUUUGCCCUACUGGAACUUUGCCACCGGAAGGAAUGAGUGUGAUGUGUGCACAGAUCAGCUGCUUGGGGCAGCGAGACAAGAUGAUCCAAGCCUGAUUAGUCAGAACUCCCGGUUCUCCAGCUGGGAGAUUGUCUGUGACAGUUUGGAUGACUACAACCGCCGGGUCACCUUGUGCAAUGGAACCUAUGAAGGCUUGCUGAGAAGAAAUCAAGUGGGAAGAAACAAUGAGACGCUGCCCACCUUAAAAAACAUUCAGGAUUGCCUGUCUCUGCAGACCUUUGACAAUCCUCCUUUCUUCCUGAACUCGACCUUCAGCUUCAGGAAUGCUCUGGAAGGUUUUGAUAAAGGAGACGGCACCCUGGACUCUCAAGUGAGGAGCCUGCAUAACUUGGUUCACUCUUUCCUGAACGGGACAAGUGCUUUGCCACAUUCUGCUGCCAAUGAUCCUAUUUUUGUGGUCCUUCACUCCUUCACUGAUGCCAUCUUCGAUGAGUGGAUGAGAAGAUAUAAUCCUCCUGUAGAAGCCUGGCCUCAGGAGCUGGCACCCAUUGGCCACAACCGCCUGUACAACAUGGUGCCCUUCUUCCCUCCAGUGACAAAUGAAGAGCUCUUUGUAACCACAGACCAGCUCGGCUACACCUACGCCAUAGAUCUGCCAGUUGAAGAAACUCCAGCGUGGACCACAACCUUCUCAGUGGUUUUGGGGAUGCUGGUGGCUUUGGUCGCUCUGUUUGCGCUGCUGUUUUUCCUUCAGUAUAGAAGGAUCCGGAGAGGUUACGCACCGCUGGUGGAGACACAUCUAAGCAACAAAAGAUACACGGAAGAAGCCUAGGGUGUCCGUGGCUGAUCCAGAGAAGAGGCCAGCCAGCUGCGAGGCUCACCAGGACAGCAAUUAAGCUCAUCUGAACUGUGACAAUAAUCUGUUUCUCUGUAUUCUUCUGUAGUUGAAAAACUUUGUGGUACUUAUGACCCCAGAGAGAGAAUGCUUAACUGUA